Messenger RNA from Sphaerodactylus townsendi, 2622 nucleotides. RefSeq names its product epithelial membrane protein 1 (gene EMP1). The coding region runs from base 199 to 672 and encodes 157 amino acids. The transcript has 5 exons. NCBI's taxonomy places the organism in Eukaryota, Metazoa, Chordata, Lepidosauria, Squamata, Sphaerodactylidae. The record is from RefSeq and is a predicted model, not a curated record. Gene Ontology annotation, cellular component: plasma membrane.
ACAGUCAAAAGACACCACCCCAUUGCACAUCCCAAUACACCAGCAGGGGAAACUUAUAACCCCGCCAGCCUGGACACUCCCUUCACUGCAUUUCUGGACUUCAAGACAGUAGGAGCACAACACUGCAGGCUCCCUCCACACCCGACCCUUUUCUUCAAGAGUUCUCAGCACUAGCGACACCUCUGCAGCAGAGCCAAGAUGUUGGUGCUACUGGCUGGUAUUUUUGUGAUCCACACUGCAACUGUGAUCAUGCUAUUUGUCUCCACCAUUGCUAAUGCCUGGAUGGUAAACAAAAAUAACUCAUCUGGACUCUGGAAGCACUGUAUAGAAAGCCACUGUGAGGAUGUCACAUUCCCAGAAGAUGAACUCUCUGCCCUCAAGGCAGUCCAAGCCUUCAUGAUCCUGGCCAUCAUCUUCUCCUUCAUCUCCCUGGUCAUGUUCAUGGUGCAACUGUUCACUAUGGAGAAAGGGAAACGCUUCUACAUCACCGGAGGCAUCCUGCUGAUUUGCUGGCUAUGCAUUUUGAUCGCUGCCUCCAUCUACACAGCCCGAUUCCCACAAUACCUCAACUCACCUCAGUAUCACCAUGGCUACUCUUUCAUAUUGGUCUGGAUCUGCUUUUGCUUCAGCUUCAUCAUUGGUGUUCUGUACCUUGUGCUUAGAAAGAAAUGAGGGUCCUGAGGAUGAAAUGGGGAGGGAGGAUUGGAAAUAUCGGGGGUGGGGGGGGGCUGGUGGGAGGGAUGUGAAGUCAUUUUCACAACAAGAACGGUUUGCCAAAAGAAAUGAAUCAUACACUGCUCAGCUAACUUGCCCAAUCCCAAACAUGAAUCCACCAGAGAGAGAAAAGCCACUCCAGGCCCUCCAUUUGUAAUGGAUAAACGGGACCAUGAAGAUGCUUGAAGAACUGCCAGAGCAGCCAGAUGCUGUCUUCUGACUAACAAAAUGGCAUGCACAAUUCCACUGUAAAGAACCUUAACUUUUCUGCCUCCCCGAUGAUGGGCAAACUAAUUGAGAUAUAAGCUUUUCAGCUUUCUUCCCCAAACCUUCUGCAGCUGUGAUGCAUUCCCCCAUGCUCCCUGUAGGCAAUUCUCACUCGUUAUGAGAGAUGUUAAUUUUUGUGCCCAGUAAAAUGAUGGUACAGAACCACUAGAUACAUUUUUACAAAGGUUAAAUACAUGAAAUGUGGAACCAAUCAAACUGAAGUGAGACUGAAUCCCAGUAUUAGGUUUUCUGUUUCCAUCGCCUUCACAUUUCAUUCUUAAGAAGGAACUGGAGCUACUGGUGCUGAUGAGAGUAGAAGAAAAACUAUGGGGACAAGAGAGGGGCAAAUGUGAGUGGCCGAGGGGAGGCUAGGUAGGGGUAGAAGCAGACAGGCAAACAUUCCUACAGGAUGGGAUUCUUAAUGCUGAAAUGAGGGUCAUUAGGAUGGGAUUUCCGUUACAGUUCACAACGUGUCUACAAAGACCUCCCAGAGUCCCACUGAUGCCACAGAACUGAAAGGUCUUUCUGAGAUAGAUGUAGUCUACAAGCAAUGAGUCAGAAAGGGUGGCAAUAGUCUAAUCAGUGAGACAUUCUCCUUUGGCUUCUAGGAGCGUUCCUGUCUCCACAAAAGGAGAUUUGUAUGACUAGCUGUCCUGCCAUUGUUGAAAACCUAAAGAAGGGGAGGUGGGCUUCUAUUUGGAGGAUAAGGUUUUUAAUCAUGGAUGUUGCACUGAAAGUAUGAUCUGACUUGGGUGAGGGAGAAACUUUAAUAUCACAGAAUAAUUUACACACACCCACCCAACACACAUAUGGUAGAACUAGCUACCUGAGUCAGGGUUUGAGAUGACUGCAUGACUUCAAGAAAGGACCUUCACUGUGUUGUGUCAAUCUUCAGUUUCUGCCUAUACUGUCAAUGCAUUCAAUGUGACCCCCUCUUGGGGAGGGGGGAAGUAAGAAGAAAGUCAGCUCAUGACAUUUAGCAAAUGGAUGUAAGCAGGAAAUGGCUGCAUGGGAACAGAACGGAUUUCUUAUAGUGUCAUAGUGACUGUCUGCAUCAAGACAUUCAGGCCAGAUACUCCUGUCAGUUAGAUCCAUCUAAGUAGCGACUGGUAAGAAGUUGGUUGACUCUCUCUCUGCUUCAUCCCGCUUAGCCUUGUGUAAGGGGUAACAAAAGCCAGUUUUGAAUGUGAGGUAGGAGAUGCAAAGAAAAAGCUUCCCUGUAUGACUUGGCAGAACUUUGCAGUCUUAUUUGCUGCAACCAGUACAGAUCUACUGUGUGUACUUAGUUUGCAUGACAGAAGACUACAGUCCUUGCAGAUCCUGUGCUGGAGUGCAAACUUCACUCUGUAGCCAAUGCAGUGCAUGCACAGAAGCCCCCCAGGACAGCUAUUUUGCCUCACCAGCAUCACAUUUGAAUCUGGCUUAAUUCAGGGCUGCAGCAGGUUUAGUAUAAACAGUAUUCCCUUUCUCUCUUUGUUACAUUCUUUUUACAUGUAAGCUUUUUGGAAUUUGGUGGAUAUGUUCUAAUAUUGUACUUACUAUUUCUCUGUGUGCAGUCAUUGUAAAUAUUUUGAUACAGAUAUUCCUGAAUGGAGGGAUAUUAAAAAAAAACACCAAUACAAUCCAUUUCCUUUUCUCAUA